Molecule: messenger RNA, 3879 nt
Organism: Cuscuta epithymum
Lineage: Eukaryota; Viridiplantae; Streptophyta; Magnoliopsida; Solanales; Convolvulaceae
Source: the annotation of a GenBank genome assembly
AAGUAAUCCAUUUCUUUUCACUUCACUAGCCAAUAUAUAUUGUUUCAAUAUUUUAUUUCUUGCUGCUUAGCUGCAAAUUGAACUCCUGGCUUUCACUAGCUAGCUAGCGUAGGUAUUCUGAUGGAAAACAAGGAGGCCAAGUAUGAUGAUCAUGGUCAUCAUGAUCAUCAUCAUCUAGGGAUGAUCUUCAUUAUGAUUGUGAUAAUGAUGGUCGUGAAUAAUGGAGUGGGAGUGGAUGGUCGCCUGAGAAUGGAUUACUAUAUGAUGGAUUGCCCCUUGGCUGAUUUCAUUGUUAAAAACAUUGUGAAUAAACAUUUGGAGAACGACCCUACCCUUGCUGCUUCUCUUCUUAGGAUGCACUUCCAUGAUUGUUUCAUCCAGGGGUGCGAUGCAUCUGUAUUGAUAGAUUCAAGUCAGAAGAAUAAGGCAGAAAAGGACUCGCCGGCCAACUUGAGCUUAAGAGGGUAUGAAGUUAUUGAUGAGGCCAAGGAAGAGCUUGAGAAGCAAUGCCCCGGAGUUGUUUCUUGUGCUGAUAUUGUUGCUAUGGCUGCCCGAGAUGCCGUCUUCUUUGCUGGAGGUCCAGUUUAUGAAAUACCCAAAGGCAGAAAAGAUGGAAAAAGGUCAAGAAUAGAAGACACUAGAAAUCUACCAUCUCCCACUCUCAACAGCUCUCAGCUUAUCAGCAUGCUUAGGCAGCGUGGCUUCACGGUUCAAGAAAUGGUAGCCUUGUCGGGUACCAAAAUCCUACGGAAUAAUAGUAAUGGUUUUUACAUUCUUUUUCAAUUGUCUGCCACCACCAAGGUUAUCCACUAGUGCAGUCCGGAAAAAAUCUCAGUCAAAGUUUGUUGAGUUGCUUACCGGCCGGCCACUAAGAAGUGCCGGAAUGGAGUUUAACUUUUAAGGAGUGGUUGCUAAAAAAAAGUGGUUUUCAGGUUUUGAGUUAAAAGAAAUUGAAAUGAAUGUUUUCAAGUGAUAAUUUCUAUGUAAAUUAAGUAAUUAAAAACUGAAAUCUGAAAGCAUGAGGAAGGAUGCUUUAAGCUGCUAUUCUCUUUUGGGAUUUUGCCUUGAAUAUUACAAAUAAGUGGAUAUUUGACAAAAAAAGUGACCUUUUAUUUAAUUUUCCAAAAAUGUGACUGAAAACUAACAGUACCGCUACAGUAAUGGCGCUACAAUACUUGUGCUACAGUGACGAUUUUACAGUGACAUCACUACAGUGACAAUUGUACAGUGACCGGGGUUUGUAUCAAACUGUGACACUGUGACCGGGGUGGGCUGUAAACACUGUAGAAUGGAAAAAAAUAUUUAUUUUAUCAAACACCACCAACUUUUACUUUUUCAGAAGCAUAUUUUAUCAAACAUUAGCAAUUUUAUCUAUUAAAUACUUUAUCCAAAAUCACUUUUAAAAAAAACUAUUUUUUUGUAGUAGAAGCAAUCACAGACACUCUCUUAGUCUUGCUCUAGAAUCACUUUGUUAUAAGGUGUCUUCCUCAACUUCUAAAAUAUUGCUUUAAGAGCAUUUGGAAAAUUAAUUUAUUUAUAUUUUCAGACAAACACUUCAAUAUCUGCUUCUAUAUUUAAUCCAAACACCCCUUAUCAGAAAUAUUCAUUAACGGGGUGGCAGGGUUACACACUUGUACUGUUAUACAUCAACUAUAAUAUAUUAACAUCAUCAUACUAGUAAUAUUUAACAAAUGUGAAUCAAGGGUCAUACAUCUACUAUAAUAUCAUCAUAUAGAGCCCGUUUGGUAGCACCAAAAUCGGCUGUUUUGGCUGAUUCUGCUGAAAUUUAUGAUAUUCUGGCUGGAGCGGCUGUUUUGGCUGAUUCUGCUGAUUUAAGAAAAAAAUAUUUUAAAAAUAUAUUUUAUUAAUAAAUUAAAGAAAAAAUUAUAUGUAAAAAUAGCUAAAAUGGUCCUCUACAGUAACUUCAGCCAAUACAGCCAGAAAAGUAACUCCAACCUUACUUUUUCGGCUUAUUACACAAUUCAGCGCGCGAAAGUAAAAGUUACGUGUUUGGUGAAAAAGCUGGCUGAUAAGUCUGAUAAGCCGAAAACAGAGUUCUCCAAACGGGCUCAUAAUAUUUAACAAAUGUGAAUCAAUUUUUGAAUAUUAUAUUCUCAAACCAACAAAAGAUGAGGAAAAAGUUAUCUUCAUCACAUCUUUUUAAUUUCAAUUUAUAGUAUGUGUAGUUUCCAUUGCCUAGAAACGAGUAUCAGAUAGGGUGGAUUCGGGCCGGGUCCAGGUCGGGCCUAGGCCUGGGCGGGCCGGCAGUUCAGAAUUGGUGGACCCGGGACCGUCCCAGGUAGCCACCGGGUCCGGGCCGGGCCGGGCAUCCGAUUUGGUUUUUUUUUUUUUUUUUGCUUUCCUACCCCCCCCCCCACACCCCCCAAACCCCUCCUAACUAUCAAGCCCAACCCGGGUGGAACCCCAAAAAAUGAAAAAAAAAAUCAAUUUGGCCCGGAUCUGGGCCCGACCCGGCCGGGCCGGUUCGCCAAAUGUAAGACCCGAGCCCGGACCCGAGAACCGGGCCGGUCCGGUCCACGGGCCGGGUGGCCCGACCCGAAUCCACCCCUAGUAUCAGACGCAUAAUUAUAUACUAGUACUUGCAUGUAUGUAUCUAUAUACUCUGUGCUACGUAUAUAGUUUGGAUAAAUUAAAAGAAGUUCUUAAUGUUGGAAUGUUUGAAUUGCACUCAUAUUUAUCUAUACCGCACUUUUAUAGUGAACUUUUUGAAGAAGAAAUGCGUCAAUGCAUUGUAAAAAAGUGAUGUUUUCUACGAACAUAAAAAUGUAGUAUAGCUUUGUAAAAGUAAAAAUCUUCGUAUUUCAAACAUUGAACAUUUUUUAUUUAAAUUGCACAUUUGCACCUAAUAUAGAGAGGAGAGAGAGUAAUGUUCAUAUAAUGCCAGGCUGAUUGGGAAUUCCAUCAAGCCGAAUUCAUUUUUAAUGGAAAAGGGAAUUUGUAAUCCAAUUUCUUUUAUUCAGCGUUACCAACUUAUGUAGCACAGAAACUCUUAGGAAAUUGUAUCUCUUCAUUUCGAAAUUUCUACACAAACUCUUUAAAAACUCUCCAAACAAACAUUUUUAACAGAAAUUGUCGUUUUUUGUUUCUCAUUUCCCCCAUUAUUUUCGGGUUUCUGUGCAACAUACUUACAAACUACUCCUAAGUGCACUUAAGGGCCACAACACUCGCAGCAAAAUCACAAAUCCCACAUCAUGUGCAGGCGCCCAUAGCUUGGGAGCAGCGAGGUGCGCAUCAUUCAAGCAGCGGUUGAGCAGCUUAGACCGGACGCAUGCUGUGGACCCCACUAUCGACGGCAGGUUUGCGGAGACCCUGUCUCGAACAUGCAGUGCCGGAGACAGUGCCGAGCAACCCUUCGAUUCAACGAGGAACACAUUCGACAACGACUAUUUCAAUGCACUGCGGGGAAAGAGAGGCGUCCUCUUCUCCGACCAGACAUUGUUCGCCGAUCCCGCUACUCGGAGCAUUGUCAACAGCUAUGCUAUGAACCAGGCAAUGUUCUUCUUCCAUUUCCAACAAGCCAUGGUGAAGAUGGGAAGGCUCAAUGUUAAAGAAGGACCUCAAGGUGAAGUCCGGCAGAAUUGUCGGGUGGUUAACAAUUGAUCUUCUCAACCAAAUUAGUGUCUAAUAUAAAUGGGGAAAGAGUUAAUAAGGUAAUGUUUGGCUUUCCUAAAUGGGGAAGGCUUUCAUAUUCUACUAGUGUAAAGCCCGGGGCAAUGCCCCGGUAGCACGCCAAUUCGAUUAGAGUUAAAAUAAAAAAAUACGGGGUACUUAUAAAUAUUAUUGUGAACUAUUCAUAUAAUCCAAAGUUGAAUAUAAUGUUUUAUAUUAUGAACUAACCACAAUCAAUUACAAAUUUGU